Molecule: messenger RNA, 3102 nt
Organism: Folsomia candida
Lineage: Eukaryota; Metazoa; Arthropoda; Collembola; Entomobryomorpha; Isotomidae
Exons: 10
Coding region: 663-3044 (793 amino acids)
Molecular function (GO): protein binding
Source: RefSeq, a predicted model, not a curated record
UUAUGCUAACAUUAUUGUCAGUUUGAUGUCAUACAGAAAGAUUCUGGAAUUCUGCAAUGUUUUUUUUGGAAAUCCAAAUUAAACAUACAGAGAUCCAGCGUGUCUGGGGAUGUGGUACCAUUGCUACCAGCGCUGCGUGACUAAAGUACAAUUGAAUUAAUACUUUUGUUAUACCCAGGUCUAGGUACAUAUAUGUAUGGGCUAUAGCUGACUAUGGAUAGUUAUCCAUAAUUACGUACGACUUGCCUAACCUUUAAAUUGAGAGAUGUAAAUAUUAUAACUUUAGAAGCUCACAGAUUUGUCAAAUGUAUGACUUAUGCAUACGUGAUAGCAGUUUAAAAUUCAUUUAUUGUAAUUUUACAACUUUAAAAAUAAAUAUACGACAUCGUCAUGCUUUGAUGAUUCAUUCCCCUAAUUUUACUGUGGUUUGUGGUCUGGUUCAUUUCACACUGUCCGAAAAGUAAACACAUCUCUUUUAUCAUUAAAUAUUGACUUACAUUUUUGACUGGGUCUUUAGCACAUAAAGUAAGCUUGACUAUAUGCCAUUUACUCCGUAUUCCAUCACUACGAGGAUUCUCCAACUUUCACAAAUGUGUGCUACAUUAGUGACGUAUUUAGGGACUGUCGAAUUUAUUUGAGGUAGUAAAAUUAAAAAUAUAAUCAUGCAUCAGUUUUCCGACAAGGACACUGCCAUUCUUCACAUCGUCCAACGCACCCCGUGUGUGGAACCCCUCAUCAAAAUCUUGAGACGGAAAGGAUUUCCUACCGUAAAUGAGAAAGUUCAGAGUACGCGUUACAUGACAUGUCGUCGCAUGUAUGACAAAUUGCUGCAAGAAUGUCAUUCUUACUCGGAGGAAAAAUCGGACCAACUAAAAAAAUAUUUUCAAGACACUGGAAAUGGAGAAGUUGGUGAAAUGCUCUACACCUUAACCAAGGCUCCAGGUCAACCCCUUUUCCUGGGAGGUGAAAGCGAUCACUACAGACUCACAAAGACUGACGUGAGUACCUCCUCGCGUGCCAUGUAUCGCAUAUUCCGUGUCGCCAAGAGUGGAAAUGCUUCAAAGUUGGAAGCUUUAUUGAGAGGAGUUGCUCUAAAAUGUGCCGGUUUUGAUUGUCCCCUCACGUCAAGUGUGAAACCGCAUGCCAUCGCAGCAGUGAACUUGUUUAAAUAUAGGGAAGCUCUAGGCACGGUUCUCCUUUCGAAGAAAGACUGGCUGGACACGACGAUUCUGCAUGUGCCUGUCCACGGAAGAUCCAUUCCAUGCAUUGACGUGGUGCUGCAAUACGCUCAGGAGGCCCAUAGGAAGGGGGAUGUUCUGGAUGCUCGGGAUGCUCUUGGCCAAACAGCGUUGCAUCACGCAAUCCGAAGAAAGUAUGUGCAAGUCACAAAAAAAUUAAUAUUGGAAGGUGCAGACCUAUUUCUGAAGAACAAAGUCGGAGAAUCUCCGCUGGAACUUAUUUUACAAAAGCUACCAGGAAUUAUGACGUUUAUUUUGGACAGGGCAGUCACUGUUAGUGGUGAAAUUGCAAGUGAAAGUAUAUUUCUCAAUAUUGAUUUUGGAAUCCUGACUGCUCUAAUCGAUGUCAAGAGUAACAAGGUCGAAAGUCGCAUCAAGCUUUCUAGAGGCACCACAAUCAUAACCGGGUUCAAUUCGAAUGACUACAGUAAAAACGUUGUGCUCGAAUUUGAAAAUGAGAAUGGAGAAGACUCGCCAAUGUUGUCAUUGUCAAACAGUCCUACGUUACAGCCAGAACAAAAAGAAAAGAACGACGCAAAGGAUGGUACAAAUAAAACCAAAAAAAUCGACUUUGAAGUUAAGAAUGAUUUGAGAUCAAACCGAAGAGAUGAAAUGGCUGUGUUGGGACAUUUAAUUAGAUUAGGUCACAAAAGCUGUUUCGAUAUUUUGGAAAAUCCAGUUACACAAGCGUUUCUUGAUCUUAAAUGGAAUCGAAUGCGAUAUCUUCUCUGGGUAACGUACACCGGGUUAAGAAUAGGAAUUUAUGGACUCUACAUUUUUCUAAUGUAUCAAGUAUAUUUCCACCAUUGUCCUCUUCAUGGAAAUAAAGACACGAGUACCGAAGAAGUAUCGGUAAAAUGUGGCUGGUCACAGUGGACGCAAGCGCUUCUUCCUAUCGUCCUCGUUUUUAAUUCAGUCUUUCUACUCCACGAACUUGUCAAAGCGUCGGAUUUAAAUAAAAUGACAGAUUUUAAAAGAUAUUUGUUAAGCGACCCUGGUCCUCAAGUGUUUAUACGACUACUUUUUCAGUCCAUAGUCGUUGGAACCUGCCUCCCACCUUUUCUGGAUGGAACUCUGGAUGGCUAUCAAUACAUACUGGCCACAGUCGGGAUUUUGAUAUGUGCCGGUCUUAUUUUGCAAGUCGUGGGUAACUCGAACUGCAAUUUUGGCAUUCACUCCAUUUAUAUUCAUGUUUAUGGAAAAGUAAUGCUGCGAUUCAUGUCAGUCAUCGCCACUUUCUCGCCACUAAUCAUCUCAUUCAGUCUGGCCUUCAAUAUUAUGUAUCCUCAUAUGCAGCAAUUUUCGUCCUUUUUCCGAUCCCUGCUUCGCCUAGUGAUCAUGCUCCAAGGAGAAUUUGACUUUGAAGACAAAUUGUACAAUCAGCUACAAACAGGAGAUGCAUCGGGAACUAUUAAUGCGACAUUAUCAUCUUCACAUCUGUCGGCGAAUGACGAAGUUCUAAUAUUUUGGUCAGGACAGAUUCUCUUCUCGAUACUCGGGUGUGUUCUGAGCCUUGUUCUCAUCGACGUUUUUCUCGGCUACACCGUCAGCGAUAUUACACAACUCAACAAACAAGCCGAAUUUGUCAGAAGAUGUAAUCAAAUCGAACAAAUGCAUGAGGCAGAACGCUUCAUAGGUUUGGCAGUUCGAUUUAUCGACCUCCUCGGGAUAAGCAGUGACUCCUUUGUGAAUCAUUUUAACGUCAUUUCUACUCAGAGGAGGUUGAAUUACAGAACCGACAUGGUGGUGGCAUUUGAAGAAUUGAAUGAAUCAAGACAAGCUCAAUUUAGACAAAUACUCAUAUAAUUAUAAUACCCGUGUAAAAUAAAUUGAAUGCUUAUGAAAAUAUAUAUUUCACUCAACA